AUGGUCACACUUAGACAUGCUGGGGAUCGAUCCCAAGGUUAUCAUGCACCAGUUGCAAGUGGACCCCGACAAGAUGGCAGCCUAAAGCAGAUUCAUCUCCGGGCUCUCCGACAAAUCCAUGCCUUCUUUGAAACCCUUAAGAAGCCAAAAGAUUUCGAAUGGACCGAGAAGUGUGAAUUGGCCCUUGAGGAGCUCAAAACCUAUCUUACCACGCCUCCCCUCUUAUCCAAACCCUUGCGUGGCGAAGUCUUGCUGUUGUACCUUGCUGUCUCAGAGCAUGCAGUCAGCGCCGUCCUGGUUCGGGAAGAGGGGACCAAGCAGCUACCAAUCUACUACGUAAGAAAAGCCCUCCCAGACGCGGAAACUCGCUACAGUCAUCUAGAGAAGCUGGCCCUAGCUCUGAUGGUCGCCGCUCGGAAAAUACGACCCUAUUUCCAAGCUCAUCCGAUUGUGGUCGUCACCUCGUUCCCUAUAAAAUUGGUUCUACAUAAGCCUGAGGUCUCCGGAAAACUAGCAAAAUGGGCAGUCGAGCUAGGGGAAUACGAUGAGGUAAGCCUCCAGAAAGAGGCCGACGAGGAAGGAGAAUGGGUCUUGCAUGUAGACGGCUCCAGCAACAUUCGAGGAGCAGGAGUGGGGAUCGUGCUCACAUUGCCAACAGGAAAUACGGUCUCAAGAGCCGUAAGGUGUAACUUCAAAGCAACGAACAAUGAAAGUGAGUACGAGGCCUUAAUUGUAGGACUAUCGCUCGCCCACCAGCUAGGUGCCGAAAAUAUCCAAGUCUACAGUGACUCCCAGCUAAUUAUCAACCAGGUACAAGGAGAAUAUCAAGCUAAAUACGACAGCAUGAUCCAAUAUCUGGCAAUCGCUCAGCGCCUCAUAAGCAAGUUUAAAAGCUGUAAACUCACGCAGAUCCCCAGGGAGCAGAGUUCCCAGGCCGACGCUCUGGCUAACCUAGGGUCGGCCCUCCAGACGCAGACUCAGAUGAGCAUCCCAGUAUUAGUGUUGCAAUGGCCGGCCACCCUAGAACCGCCGAACGGAGAGGUCUCUGCCAUUGAGGAAGAAGAAACCUCGAUGACCCGCAUAGUUCGAUACCUCAAAGACGAUAUCCUCCCCAUAAAUCGCAAUGAAAGCAGGAAAGUCAAGAAACAUGCCGCUAGAUAUUGUCUAUCUCAGGGAGUAUUGUAUCGCAGGUCAUUCGCCGGUCCAUACCUAAGGUGCGUCACACCCCGUGAAGCAGCUAGAAUCCUGGUCGAACCACAUGAAUGA
Molecule: messenger RNA, 1266 nt
Organism: Brassica napus (rape)
Lineage: Eukaryota; Viridiplantae; Streptophyta; Magnoliopsida; Brassicales; Brassicaceae
Exons: 2
Coding region: 1-1266 (421 amino acids)
Molecular function (GO): RNA-DNA hybrid ribonuclease activity; nucleic acid binding
Source: RefSeq, a predicted model, not a curated record